Molecule: messenger RNA, 855 nt
Organism: Kwoniella shivajii
Lineage: Eukaryota; Fungi; Basidiomycota; Tremellomycetes; Tremellales; Cryptococcaceae
Exons: 6
Coding region: 1-855 (284 amino acids)
Biological process (GO): tRNA wobble adenosine to inosine editing
Cellular component (GO): cytoplasm; nucleus
Molecular function (GO): tRNA-specific adenosine-34 deaminase activity; zinc ion binding
Source: RefSeq, a predicted model, not a curated record
AUGAAUAUCGCUACUUAUAUACCUCCAAAUGAACAGGAUCCAACUGAUUUAGCAUGGAUGCGGGAAGCACUCAAUAUGGCCGAAGAAGCAUUAGCCAAUGAUGAAGUUCCAGUUGGAUGUGUAUUCAUAAAAGAUGGAAAAGCCAUUGCCCGAGCUAGAAAUAGGACUAAUGAAUGGAGAAAUGCGACACUGCACGCAGAAUUGGAAGCUAUUGAUCAUCUUUUACCUACACAUCCAGCACCUUUAGACACUAUAACACUCUAUGUGACUGUCGAGCCAUGUGUCAUGUGCGCCUCUGCUUUGAGACAAAUAGGGAUAGGAAGAGUAGUAUAUGGUUGUGGAAAUGAUAGGUUUGGCGGAUGUGGAAGUGUAAUAGAUGUGAAUAGCUCCUCUCGUCUCGAUACACAUCCUGCAUAUGUAGCUGAAGGUGGAUAUUAUCGUGAAGAAGCUAUAAUGUUACUGAGGAGAUUCUACAUGUCACAAAACCCCAAUGCACCGAAACCCAAACAAAAAGCUUCAAGAGUAUUGAAAACUGAUAUAGCACCUAUCGCAUCCACUUCAUCAUCUAUCAAUACACCUUCUUCUUCCAGACCGCCUUCUACAACUCCAUCUCGAAGAACACAGUCUUCGAUACCAUCGGCUCCACAAUCAACUUCUACCCUUCCGUCAUCCUCUCCGUCAUCAAUAGAUACUACUACACCACUAGAAAUAACGACUGACGAGACACUGAACAAGGCCGUGUCAGACGCACUGGAAGUCGGAUCGCUGGACAGCGAAAAGACAAUCACGAAUAGAAUACUGCCAAUAGGUUCAACAAUGGUCAGUACACCUAUCAUGGGGUCUCAUCGAGAAUGA